CACUUUACACGUUUGCCAUUAUUUAUUUUUCCUCUCUCUCUCUCUCUCUGAAACUGCAAAAAGCCAAGGCAGAAUUGGCAAAAAAUUCGAUUACCCAGAUCUCUAUUCUUCUCUCAAUUAAUCUCCCUUUUGGCUGUGUUACGGUGCCCCAAAUCAAUCUCCGCCGCCGGUAAACAGCUCCGACGUCACCGGAAACAAUUGUACGAUCAGUUCUCCGGCGGAUAGAUCAGCGAUCGGCUUUAAAAUGAGCAACGGCGAUCUCCUCCAAAUUGAGCCACUCGAACUUCAAUUCCCGUUCGAAUUGAAGAAGCAGAUCUCAUGUUCCAUGCAAUUAACCAACAAGUCUGAUAAUCCUGUUGCAUUCAAGGUGAAAACUACGAAUCCGAAGAAGUACUGUGUGAGGCCGAACACAGGGGUAGUGCUGCCUCACUCUAAUUGUGAUGUCACAGUUACAAUGCAAGCCCAAAAGGAGGCUCCACCAGACAUGCAAUGCAGGGAUAAAUUUCUCCUCCAAAGCGUAGUGGUCGCUUCUGGACUUACCGCAAAGGAUAUUACUCCUGAAAUGUUCAACAAAGAGUCGGGAAAUCAAGUUGAUGAAUCCAAGUUGAGAGUCGUUUAUGUUCCGCCACCUCAGCCACCUUCACCAGUGCGAGAAGGGUCAGAGGAAGGUUCCUCACCUCGGGCCUCAGUAUCAGACAAUGGGACUGUAAAUCAGACUUCCGAUUUUAACAUGAUGUCGAAAGCAUUUGUUGAACAGCAUGAAAGCUCAUCAGAGGUGAAGGCCCUGAUUUCAAAGCUGACCGAGGAGAAACAUUCUGCUGUUCAGCAAAACAACAAGCUUCAGCAAGAACUGGAGCUGUUGAGACGUCAAAGUAACAGAAGCCGUGGGGGUAUCCCGUUUAUGUAUGUCAUCAUUGUUGGCUUGAUUGGAAUCCUGUUGGGGUAUCUUCUCAAGAGAACAUGAUUUGAUCGAAAACUUGCGUCUGAAAUUCGUAUUUAGAUACCUCAGUUGUCUGCUUGUCAAAUUCCUUUUUUUUAGGACAUUGAAGAAAUGUGUCAACUAUAAGAGAUUUAUUUUUCAAUUAGCUAUAUUUGUUUGACUGUAGAAAAACACUCCUAGAUGCGUUUUUACCGGUCAUUAUAAUUUGCUCGAGAUGCUUUCGUGUUGUUGUGACCAACAUUUUUUUUUUUAACAUUUUGUAUUUCGUUGCUAUAACGAGAUAUAUUGUUUAUGGAAUCAUGGUUUUUCGU
Molecule: messenger RNA, 1251 nt
Organism: Erythranthe guttata (spotted monkey flower)
Lineage: Eukaryota; Viridiplantae; Streptophyta; Magnoliopsida; Lamiales; Phrymaceae
Product: vesicle-associated protein 1-1
Biological process (GO): endoplasmic reticulum membrane organization
Cellular component (GO): endoplasmic reticulum membrane; plasma membrane
Source: RefSeq, a predicted model, not a curated record